UUCCUUCGUGCCAGACACGUUGGCUUUGAUGUUCGGCAAGCUCUCCUCGUCGUCGCAAUCAUCAUCAUCAUCAUCAUCGAAUCGUUUAGUUGAUUUGCUCGGAUGGCCGGAUUUGUUGGGGCUGGUCAGGCUGGCGGCGGCGCCGAGGACUUCGUCCUUGUACUUCGCAUCGACCGCGGCUCGCGCUGCUUCUUCCAUUUCCUUUUGCCGCGUAGGCGACGCAGCCUUGUACGCAUCGGUUGCUCGAACUGCGGUAUGUGCUCUGCUGCGUGCAGAAUUGAUUUUGCGCCGUAGUUUGUCUGCCGCCGCUUUGGCGGGAUCAUUCUUCUUGAGCUUUUCGCGACGUUUCAUCUCACGGACGGUGUUCCGCUUGUCUGAGUAUUCGGAUUCAGUCUUACGCUUUCCUCGCAGCGCACGGUAUGCCGGGCGGGUCGACAUGGUGCAAAGUCGUGAUGAGGGUAUGUGUAUGAAAAAGUCUGAGGUCGACGGGCAAACCUGCGGUGGAAUCGAUGUAAAAUGAGCUGGCUAAGUCAUGUGCAAUGGCGAGUGACUGUUGCAGCCUCGCAGGUGAAAUCAGCGGCUAUAUCGACGGCACGUCCACAGACGCACCACCAGCUACACGAGCCCCAAAAAGCAUUCCCGGACGAGCAACUCAUAGCCUUCGUAGACCUUGCUGCCAUCGUGACUUUAAUGUGGCUUGGAUGAACGGUUGUCCAACGACCAAUAUGGAGGAUCUCGCCAGUGGGCAAUGGCCAGGAGCAUACAUCAAUGCCACCAUCGAGCUGAACAGGUGGAGAAGACGCGGUGAAUCUACACGUCCGCAAACACCUCGCUGGCGGAAAUAGAGAAG
Molecule: messenger RNA, 850 nt
Organism: Neohortaea acidophila
Lineage: Eukaryota; Fungi; Ascomycota; Dothideomycetes; Mycosphaerellales; Teratosphaeriaceae
Exons: 2
Source: RefSeq, a predicted model, not a curated record